This is a messenger RNA of Oikopleura dioica, 516 nucleotides long. The record is from the annotation of a GenBank genome assembly. Lineage: Eukaryota; Metazoa; Chordata; Appendicularia; Copelata; Oikopleuridae.
AUGUUACGAGCUUCGAAUAUCAGAAAAUUGGCGAGUAGCGCCCAAGUUAAAAACAUUAACCCAUGGAAAUUCGUCGAAGAUAUUCUGCCUCCAAUUCAGAUCCCAACUCCAGACAUGAACCAGAAGUUCCCAACUCCUACAGGAUGGCAGCCGCCUUCUCCUGAUCUUCAGACCUUCGACUAUCCAUAUUUCGUUGAAAGAAAUCGAUUCCACGAGCUUGAUUUGGUCGAAGAAGAGCGUUCCACUGAAUUCUUCGACUUGAACUACGAUAAUAGGUAUCAAGACAAACACGAUAUUGCUCUGCGAAGAAGAAACCCAUCAGAUGAUAUGCCUGUUACUCACUUGUAUAACUGCAGUGGCGAUAUUUUUCAAUUAAGAAACGAGAUCUGUGCUUAUUUGGAAGAAAUUUCGGGCGAGCCUGUAGCUGGUCAAGCCGACGAGCCAGAAGCUAGGAUAACUGUAACUGGCAAAUAUUCUGAUUUCAUUCGCGAUUUCUUAUACGACAAAGGAUUCUAA